This is a messenger RNA of Syngnathus typhle (broad-nosed pipefish), 2809 nucleotides long. RefSeq names its product RCC1 and BTB domain-containing protein 1-like. The record is from RefSeq and is a predicted model, not a curated record. Gene Ontology annotation, molecular function: protein binding. Bases 113 to 1696 code for a protein of 527 amino acids. The transcript is spliced from 11 exons. NCBI's taxonomy places the organism in Eukaryota, Metazoa, Chordata, Actinopteri, Syngnathiformes, Syngnathidae.
GACUCUUCAAAAGAAUCCAACGUUUGAUGCUUUAGCUCAAAUGUGUUGCCAUUUAUUUGUCCCAUCUCUCUGAAGCUUCAAGUCUGCCUCAGCAAGAGUUUGCUGGCAAGUCAUGUUGAACUUUAGCAAAUGGCCUCUGCUCCUGUUGUUGAGCACAGAGGAACUUGCCACCAUCCAACAGGUCUGUGUCUUUGGAGCAUCUGCUAAUGAAGCUAUCUACAUCACAAACGACAACAAGGUAUUUGUGUUCGGCCGUAACUGCACUGGCUGGCUUGGAUCAAGAGACGGUUUAAGCACCAUUGUGCCGAAACAACUCAGCUGCCUGGAGGGGAAAAAGGUGGUUAGCUUGAGUUAUGGCAGAGGCCCGGACGUCCUACUGGCAACAGAGGAUGGGAAGGUAUUUGCUUGUGGGUACGAUGGUUGCCGCCUACUGGGGGUCGUCAAGAUGGGCAUCUGCGAGCUGUCCCAGUCGCUGGUCACUGUCAACAUUCCGAACAUGAAAGUCAAAGAAGUGGCGUGUGGUGCUCAUCACUCCAUGGUCCUCACGGAAGAUGGAGAGGUCUUUGCAUGGAGUUAUAAUAACCACUUCCUGCAUGCCCAGCCAUUCCCCGCAAAGGUGGGCGGUUCGUUGCAGGGUAAAACGGUGAUCGGCAUCACGUGCGGACACUCCUUUUCCAUGGCUCUGCUGGAUAACGGAGAGAUUCACGGAUGGGGCGACAAUCACGACGGGCAGCUGGGUGUUGGUCACAACAACUAUGUGUCGAGGAUCCCUUGCCACCUGUCUGCUCUGCAGGAGUCUUGUAUAAAGCAGGUCGUGUCAGGCUAUGGCCACUCCCUUGCUGUAACAGAUAAAGGACUGCUUUAUUCAUGGGGCGCAAACACUUUUGGACAGCUGGGAAUUGGUGACAAGAAAAAAUGUUGUAGCCCAGUGCAAGUUAUGGCUGAUGAAGAGAGGUUUGUCGAGGUGGCCGCGUGCCAUUUGACCAACACGUCGGCGGCCAAGACGCAGAGCGGCCAGGUGUAUAUGUGGGGUGAGUGUCGGGGUCGAGCCGUCGUCAUGCCGCGCCUCACCCACUUCACCAACACGGAUGACGUGUUUGCCUGUGUCGCGUCCCCCCCGGUCAUGUGGAGGCUGAUGUCAGUGGAGCAUGACGACUCCCUGGCAGUCGCAGAGGCGCUGAAGAACGAAUUUGACAGUCCAGAAACGGCAGACCUCAAGUUUAUCGUCGAAGGCAAAUGCAUCCACGUUCACAAAGCUGUGCUUAAGAUCAGGUGUGAGCAUUUCCGCUCAAUGUUCCGGUCCCCGUGGGUGGAAAGUCAUCAGGAAGUGAUUGAGAUCAGCCAAUUCUCGUAUACCAUCUACCGCUCCUUCCUGCAGUUCCUCUACACAGACACUGUUGACCUUCCACCUGAGGACGCUAUCGGCCUGCUGGACCUGGCCACCUCCUACUGUGAGAGUCGCCUGAAGCAUCUGAGUCAGCAGAUCGUCAAGGGAGGAAUCACCAUCCAAAACGCCUUUGCCCUCUUUUUAUCUGCCAAACAAUUUGAUGCCGAGGACCUGGAGGAAUUUUGCUUCCGAUUUUGUAUCAGGCAUCUCACUCAGGUGAUUCAGACGGCAACCCUCAGUCAAGUUGACGGAAACGUGUUCAAAGGGUUCAUCAUCAGAGCAAGCUAUGCUGGUGCCUUCAAGUACUAGUUCUCUCUGUUUAGUAUGCUUUAGAAAAUGUUGGAUGAGCCAGCACCUGAGACGUCUUCAGGACUUCUGUACUAAUUGCAGUCUGGAAACGGAACUUCUGUUUUGGUUCGGUGGUUCGGCUAUGUGGUAGAUUGGAUCGAGCACUCAGUGCUCGACUGUGUUGGUCUGUCUGUAUUGGAGAUGCAGGGAUCGUGUGGCGAGGGCUGUGUGUAGUCGUGACGGAGCACCCAGUAAAGAUCGGCUCGUACUGCAUCCUUGCCUCCGUGUGUUAUUGUUAGAGCAAUCAAUAAGCAACCCACUAUAAGUGACAACACUACAAUAGUUUGUCAGAGCAUAAAGCCACAACAAUGACGACCGUUGUAUGACGGGCGUUUGUUGACGAAAGGCUCGAGGUCUUUAUUUGAAUGGUCACAUUUAAAGAUUCCUUUUGACGAUACACGAGGUAGUGUACAAUUUGUUAUGUUGUGGCCCGCUUCAUCGCCGAACAAACAGCAACUUCAUGACGCCUUCCCAGCCGAUGUUGUAGGUAAGAAAUUGUCAGGGUCCAAAGUCAGGACUAUAAGCACAGGCGUAGCCAAGCCGGGGCGACACGGGGCGGCGCCCCGGUUAGGACUCCCUGCACCCCGGUUGAAGAAAAUCGAGCUUUUUCGAUUCUUCGUUUUCAUGCUGUUUUUUUCUUUCGGUCUUGCGCGAAUGUGCUUGCGCUAUUCUAUGUGCGCGAUGUUAUCCAUUCACCGUUUGCCUCUCGGACCCGGAUGUUGUCUUAGCGAUCAGCGAACGGCGUGGGUGUUAUUGAACUAAAAUACUGAAUUCAGAAACUGAUCAUUCUAAUUAGCACUCCUUCCCUCUUGGUAGUGACUGUUUUCUUAGAAUGUAUAUUACUAAAUCAACCCAAGGUGGACUAUAUUUUUGGCUCAUGUAUUUUUCAUAUUCAUUACAGCAGUGUAUUUGUUAUUCAUUGUAGUUAUUGAAGUAAAAUACUGAAUCUUAGUUAUGAAUCGCUCUUAUGUUGCCUGGAUUUCAUUAUGCUAUACCACUCCAAUAUGAAUGGAUGUUGUAACUGCUGAUCUAUGUUCAAUAAACAAGGUUGUACUUCUAAGAAAUUCCAAGUUA